GCCUCCUGUGCUUUUCACCACUCUUCCUUUUUAAUUCCCCAUGAGGACAUUGAGGAUGCUGGUCCACAUAUUUAAAGCUUUCUUGCUCAGUGUCUUGUGGUUGAACAAGCAAAGAGUGGGCUCUAUUCAGUUGUCCGCUCCAGAGGAGGUCACGGGAGCACGCAGUGGAUCCCUAACCGUCUCCUGUCAGUACGACCUCGAAUUUAAGGACAACCCAAAAUACUGGUGCAAGGGGUCAAUAUAUGAACUGUGUCGGAUAGUCGUAAGAACUCCCAAGAGGAAAAGCACCAACAGAACCUUCAUCGUUGAUGACAACAGAGCUGGAGUCUUCAACGUAACAAUGAGUCUCCUCAGAAAACAGGAUGAAGACACUUACUGGUGUGUCAUCUCUCGAUCUGGAAGAAAUGUCUUUAAAAGAGUGGCACUCCGUAUCUCAGACGUAGGAGAGACCACUCCAUCUACCACUACUGAAAGUAACUCCAUUCAAAUAAUAGAUAAAGAACAAGAAGAGAACAGUUGGUGGAUGACUCUCCGCUGGAUUCUUUUUUUUGCGAUGUUGACGUGUUUGGCAUCGACUCAUUUUAUAGUGUGGAGGAUAAAAACUGCAACAAACAUGAGGACUGUUAUUUGAUCAUCAAAAAUGUCAAUAUGAAAUGUGUACAUAAAUGUGAAAUGAAGUGUCUCAAUAAACUGAUUUUGUGUUGUCUAUA
Molecule: messenger RNA, 710 nt
Organism: Oryzias melastigma (Indian medaka)
Lineage: Eukaryota; Metazoa; Chordata; Actinopteri; Beloniformes; Adrianichthyidae
Product: CMRF35-like molecule 7
Exons: 4
Coding region: 41-631 (196 amino acids)
Source: RefSeq, a predicted model, not a curated record